AUGUCUUAUACUCCGGGCGAUUUGUGGCUAAUCUCGGCGCCGAAUGAGGGCUCACCGCAGGAAACCUGGGAUAAAUUGAAUCGUACCACCGGAUCGAUGUCUGUGAAUCACAAGUUCAACGUCCCGGACCUCAAAGUUGGAACGCUGGAUCAGCUUGUCGGCUUAUCAGAUGAUUUGGCUAAACUGGAUACUGCAGCUGAACAGGUAACGCGAAAAUUGACGCAAUAUUUUGCGGAGAUUCUUGAGGAAGAACGAUACAAGCUGGAGGAGAAUCUUACAGUUAGUGGCAAGGAUGUCAAAACAUACGUUACCAAAUUUCAGUGGGAAAGCGCCAAAUAUCCUUUGAAGCAAUCGCUGAAAGUGCUCAGUGAGAUCAUCGGGAAGCAAAUCACGCAGAUUGAUAAUGAUCUGAAGACGAAAUCGACAAUGUACAAUAAUCUCAAAAAUAGCCUUGCUUCAAUCGAUCGAAAAGCAACUGGCAGUUUGAUAACGAAGGAUUUGUCGGACAUUGUGAAAGCAGAAGAUUUCGUGCUGAAUUCGGAAUACUUGCAAACGCUGAUGGUGGUUGUGCCGAAAUCGCUAGCCAAAGAUUGGCAACACAAAUACGAAACAUUAUCGGAUAUGGUGGUGCCGGGCUCGAGCAGAUUAGUCACCGAAGAGGGUGACCAAAUGCUUUUCUCCGUGACGCUGUUCAAGAAGGUCAUCGAUGAAUACAAAACCCAUUGCAGGGAGAACAAAUUCAUUGUUCGGGAUUUUGUUUACGAUGAGGAAUCUCUGAAAGUAGGCCGCAGUGAGCGCGAUAAGCUUGUCCAGGAGAAGGAGCGACAGUAUGCCCCGCUUGUUCGGUGGCUCAAAAUCAAUUUCAGCGAAAUAUUUUCGGCUUUCGUUCAUGUCAAAGCGUUGCGAGUGUUUGUCGAGAGUGUACUAAGAUAUGGUUUACCAGUUAAUUUUCAAGCGGCAGUCAUUGAACCAAAUAAGAAUUCCAAUAAGAAAUUGAGAGCAUGCCUGCAUAAUCUCUAUCUGCACCUAGAUGCUUCUGCUGCCGGCCCGAUCGAAGUAAAUUUUUGUUUUACGUUAUAUCAAGAUGAUUAA
This is a messenger RNA of Gongylonema pulchrum, 1092 nucleotides long. Lineage: Eukaryota; Metazoa; Nematoda; Chromadorea; Rhabditida; Gongylonematidae. The record is from the annotation of a GenBank genome assembly.